Messenger RNA from Dicentrarchus labrax (European seabass), 4954 nucleotides. RefSeq names its product calcium/calmodulin-dependent protein kinase kinase 2. NCBI's taxonomy places the organism in Eukaryota, Metazoa, Chordata, Actinopteri, Moronidae. Gene Ontology annotation, biological process: activation of protein kinase activity; protein phosphorylation; CAMKK-AMPK signaling cascade. The transcript is spliced from 18 exons. The record is from RefSeq and is a predicted model, not a curated record. Gene Ontology annotation, molecular function: protein kinase activity; ATP binding. The coding region runs from base 394 to 2184 and encodes 596 amino acids.
AAAUCCCGGACAACCAUGAAGUGUUUUAUUUUGAUGUAGUGAGCGAAAACGAAGAGGAGCGCAAAAGAGAGCUCACACCCACACAAGUUUUUGUAAAACACAGUGCUCAAACUGUUACUGUUGCACUACCACAACACUUCCUCCAUGUGAAGCACGGGACCUGUGUGCUCAGCUGGAUUGGUCCACCACAACAUCGGUUAUCAGUCUGCUUACAGUCUCCCCGUUUCUCAAACAGCUAGCUAGCCGUCGUAGUACAGACGCUUCUUACACCGCAGCCGGAGAAGGAACCUCACUAUUCUGACUUGUGGGCCUAAGUAACACGUCAAGACACCAAUUCCCCCGGAGGUUUCCAUCUGAUGGAGCACUGGUUGUCAGUCUUUGUGAAGAGGCACCAUGUUUCCUUGUCACGUAACCCCCUGGCCCUCUGCUGAGCCUCCGGCCUCCUGUGGCAGUCAUGCACCCCCGGCACAGCCCUCACAACCCCUGCCUGAUCUGCUGUGCAGCUGUCCUGCUCCACCUUUGAACACUCACUCUGAGACACCCUCCCCAGACCCCAUGGAGUCCCUCAUCGUGGUCACAGAGUACGAACCCAGCAGACCACCUGGAGAGGCUGGGGAUGAGGAAGAGGUAGAAGAAAUGGACAGUUCAGAGACGCCCGAGCCAGCUUCCUCUGUGGCGGCACCUUUCCGGACUCCUUCUUGCGACCUGCUGUCCCACACAGUUGGGCGGCCAGAGGCUCUGCGACCUGAAAGCCUAGAGCAAAGGGGAAGAUUAAACCUGUCAGACAGGAAACUAUCUCUGCAAGAGCGUUCUCAAACGUCAGCAUCGCCCUGCAGCUCUCCAGGACUCAACGGGCGCUAUAUUUACCCGUCACUUCCCUACUCUCCCAUCACAUCACCCCACUCCUCUCCGCGCUUACCCCGCCGACCCACUGUGGAGUCCCACAGUGUUUCCAUCACAGACCUCCAGGACUGUGUUCAACUCAACCAGUACAAGCUGAAAGAUGAGAUUGGAAAGGGCUCCUAUGGUGUUGUUAAGCUGGCUUACAACGAGGAUGACAACACAUACUAUGCGAUGAAGGUGUUGUCCAAGAAGAGGCUGAUGAGGCAGGCAGGUUUCCCACGGAGACCUCCCCCUCGUGGAGCCAAAGCAGUCCCUGAGGGUCCCCCUCAGCCCAAAGGACCCCUUGAGCGGGUCUAUCAAGAGAUUGCCAUCCUGAAAAAGCUGGACCAUCCUAAUGUGGUGAAACUUGUAGAGGUUUUGGAUGACCCCAGCGAGGACCAUCUGUACAUGGUGUUUGAACUGGUCAAGCAAGGGGCUGUGAUGGAGGUGCCGACAGAUAAACCUUUCAGUGAGGACCAGUCACGCUUUUACUUCCAAGAUCUGCUCAGGGGAAUUGAGUACUUACAUUACCAGAGGAUCAUCCACAGAGAUAUUAAACCCUCUAACCUGUUAGUUGGAGAAGAUGGACACAUAAAGAUAGCAGACUUCGGAGUCAGUAAUCAGUUUGAGGGGGCUGAUGCCCUCCUAACCAGCACAGUGGGAACACCUGCUUUCCUUGCCCCUGAAACGCUCUCUGAGACCAGAAAGAACUUCUCCGGAAAGGCUUUGGAUGUUUGGGCCAUGGGAGUGACACUUUAUUGCUUCGUCUUUGGAGUGUGUCCAUUUAUGGAUGAGCGCAUCCUCAGUCUUCAUCAGAAAAUCAGGACUCAACCUGUGGAGUUACCUGAACAUGCUGAUAUAUCCGAUGAUCUCAAAGAUUUGUUGCUGAAAAUGCUGGACAAGAAUCCAGAGACUAGAAUAUCAAUCCCACAGAUUAAGGUGCACCCGUGGGUGACGAGGCACGGUGCUGAGCCUCUUCCUCUGGAGGAUGAUAACUGCUGUAUGCUGAUUGAGGUAACGGAGGAGGAGGUGGAGAACUCUGUUAAACACAUCCCCAGCCUGGCUACAGUGAUCCUGGUGAGAACUAUGCUGAGGAAGCGCUCCUUUGGGAACCCCUUUGAUUGGGGCCGUAAAGAGGACCGCAGCAGUUUGUGUGCUCCAGGGCAAACGCUCACGAAAGGCAGAGCAGGCAAUAUGAGGUACUGCUACAUUCAUUGUGACCAAAGAAGGAAACAGGAGAGUGGCGAUGGCAUGAGGAGUAUGGACCUGCCCUACGUGGGAGAGGAUGAGGCUCUUUCCUGAUGCAGAGGGUUUAUUAUGCACGCUGGCGUCUGCCUGCCUGCCUGCAACCACACCGCACGACACCCCUUUACUUACAGUUUUAUAACAGGCAGCCUACACCUAUGAACAUUUCCUGGGAGGUGGAAAAAUGUGCUGGAUGCAAAAAAAACAAACAAAAACAGGAGAAAUUGAGGAUCUAAGGCACUUUGCUUUUAUUCCAUUCCUUCCUGUUAAAACACUCAGUUUGGGGUUGUGGGACUUGAGACUGUCACAUGGGAGUCUUGAACCUGUCUUCAGCCCUUAUUGCCCAACCCACUCUCCUCUUCUUAUCCUGCAUGCAUUUAUAGUCCUAGCAUGCUUUGUCUCAGGCUUCUACUGUACAGUUUCGUGUUUUAUUGUAGUUUAGCAACUUUCUCCUUGUAUUUACUUGACGAUGCUUUCAGGUACACAGGGCACUGGAACAGGCGAUGGUUUAUGGGGAGGGACGGUUUGUUUCACCAUCACCUCCACAUUCUCUUUAGUAGAGCAGGCUUCUUGACAAUGAUUGUCUGGUUCACUCUGCUUGCUUCAGAGUAGCAGUGCCCAGUUUUGUAACAUAUUUUAGAGUGAAGAAUCUGUACAGUUUUCCCAAAAUGAAAAAGGGGAGUGAAAAAAUGUUUACUUCAUUGAAUGCAUGUGUUUACUUUCCAAUGCAAGCACUAUAUAUAAGCUAUUUAUAAGCAUUUGCAUGCUCAUAGAUACACUUGUUUGACACCGUUUUUUUUAGUCUUAUCACUGGCUCUUUAAUAUUAAUGCUCCCAUCAACUACAGUCAAUAGAAAGCUUUAAAAGCAGUUGAUAUAUUGCUUUGUAAACAACCUAAUUCAUCACCACUGCAUACACAAUAGCAUAGAAAAAUUGGGAUUUUCUUCUCCUUUGUAAAGCUAGUUCUUCUGAUGGAUCUUUUUAAUGUGAGCAAUGAGAUGGUUUUUAGGUGUUUGUCAUAUAUUUUCAAAUUCUUAGAGCUGCAACAAUUAAAACAAUUAUCACUACCUUCACGAGUAAUGAAGCGAUCUACCAAAUAUUUGAGCAUAUAAGAAAACCAGAAUGUGUUGGUGCAUAUUCUGUAGCCAUUGUCUGCAAUGGUUAAAAAUAGUUUUUUAUUGUUUAAUCUGCAAAUCAAUUUUCUCCAUUUGUUUGGACAAACAAGGUUGUGUGUUGUGAUGCUGAGUUCCACAUGUUUCGACUGUGUCAUGUAUUUGUUUCACUUCUCAAAGUAAAGGUUUGUAUGUAGAUUGAAAACAGAAAUUAAUGACUAUUGAACCUCAAGUUGAAAUUGUGAAUGUUCCUACUUGUAAAACUUCAAUUAUGUCUAAUUUUGUAACGUAUAUUACGGUAACUUAACGAAAACAAACCUUUAAACUAUUUGUUCUUUAUUGCGCUAUUAGAGCUGGCUGCCGAAGGAAGUUUUGAGAUGGAAGCAUAGUUCAGCUGUAUUUGUACAAAUCUAUGCAUGACAUAUCUGUAGAGGUGAACUUAAAACUGUUUUCAUCAUUUGUCGGAGGAGUACGCCACUCUGCAAAUAUUUCAAAAAUAAUUAUAAAGUACUUUAUUAAGUGAUGUUUUAUUUUAGAUAAUCCCAAAGCAGUAAAUUUACAUUUUUCCACUUGUGUUCCUUUUGUUUACCUUACAUUUGUGUCCUUCAUCUUCUCCAAUAUGUUAGUUUAGAUAACGUCACUUGGCGUGUCUCUCACAUAGAAUAUUGACAAAAUAUGAAUUAUAACAUUUAAUGCUUCCACACACUAAUUACUUCAGCACUUAAGUGUUGAAUGUAUAAGAAAGGGACUUUUAGAUAUUUUUAUUUUUACUUACUACUUGCAUGUCACUCUGCACUGUAUGUCUGUUUUUAAAACUAGUACUAUGCAUACAAUGUGUCUUUCUCUGUAUGGUGCGAUGGUACACCCUGGCAGAUUGUCACGUACAGGCUCAGUGGAUGGAUAAGGAGGGCUGUAUGUGGUUCAUUUAUUUAAUUAAUUUUGUCUUACCCGAUGUUUUAUCCAGAAAUAUGUAAUUAAGUUGUGCUCUCCACUGUUGAGUGCUGCAAACUGAGAUAGGCACUCUGGCUUUAGAGUUUCAUAACAUUAUUGGACUGUACUUUUGACAGAUUUUUUUUUCUCAAUGUUAGCCAAUAAUUUUUUAAUGCCCACGAUUUAGUCAGAGAAUUAAUUGCAUAAAAAUCUCAAUUUAUGUCACAUUGUGAAAUGUCACCUCAUUUAAACAUGCUUUAACACAAACUUAUCAGAGAUUUUGCAUUCUGUCUCACUGUAAGUUGCUAUAGACUAUUGUUAUCUAAGAUAAUAUUUUACCUUGAGCAAAAUAAGAAAGUUACUUCCCCCUUGGUUUGAAUAUUUUGCCCUCCAUGACCAACAAGGUUGAACUGAAGGACAUUUUGGGUUCGAACGCAGGGUGACGGUGCAAGCCACAGAAAAGCUGUAAGAUAAAUAUUUUAUACAUACAAUAUUUAUAUCUGUACUUUGUUUCAGUGCAGUCUUUGCCCAUUCUUGUCAGAAGAGCCAGGCUAUGUGAUUAACUGUUAUUGUUCACAUGAUUUUGCAUUCAGUAGUGUAAACUUAUACCAUUAAGAGCUUUGGGGGCUCUUUUCCCCUAAAUGCAUGCCAACAUACUGAACACAUAGCGCUGUAUUGUCAUAGCAUGAGAGGUCCUUAACAACAAAAUGGGACCUUUAAAUGAAUUAUUCUAUACAUACUGUAUCUUGUUCAUCAUUUGAAUAAAAAUAUUAUUGCCUUUCUGUA